ACUACCCAAUGCUUUAAUACAGGUUUAGAUGGUUGCUUUAUCAAGCUUUCUACUGGGCAACAGAUACUUGCUGCCACUGGUAGGGAUGGGAAUAACAACAUAUUCCCUAUUGCAAUUGGUAUUGUUGAUAAGGAGGACAAGGAAAGUUGGACUUGGUUUCUUAGCCAAUUAAGAGCUUGCAUUGGAGAGGGGAACAAGUGGGGCACAUACACAAUCAUCUCUGAUAGACAGAAGGGGCUGUUGAAUGCAAUUCAAGCUGUGUUCCCACACUCACCUCAAAGAUAUUGUCUUAGACAUAUCUAUGCAAAUUUCCAGUCAGCUGGCUUCAGGAGUGAGGAGUUGAAGAAGCAUAUGGACAAUGCUGCAUAUUCAUACACCAAGAAUGGUUUUGAGGUUGCAAUGAAUGAACUGAGAAAGGAGGAUGAAGAUGCUUGGAAGUGGCUUUGUGAUAUCCCUAAAGAGACUUGGGCAAGGCAUGCUAUGGAUCACACAUGCAAGACAGACCUAGUAGUUAACAAUCUUAGUGAAGUGUUUAACAAGAUGAUACUAGAUGUGAGGAACAAGCCAAUAAGGAGCUGCGUAGAUGGAUUCAGAACUAAGUUGAUGGUUAAGUACCAAGCAGUUAGAGAGAAGACAGAGAAGAGUAAGUGGGAGAUAACACCCACUUAUAUGGAGAAGUUGGAGGAGUCAAAGAAGUACUCAAGGCAAUGCACUGCAUACAUGGCAGGUCCUGGUAUUUGGCAAGUCACUAGUGGGGAGUCUACCUACUGUGUGAACCUUGAUAAGUGGACCUGUGACUGCAAGAAAUGGGACCUAUGUGGUUGGCCAUGUAACCAUGCAGUUUCUGCCAUUACAAGAGUGAAGGGGCAGCCAGAAGACUAUGUGCAUGAGUUCUUCAAAAAACCAUUGUAUAAGGAAACAUACAAGCACAUCAUCUACCCUGUACCAGGGCCUGACUGUUGGCCUAGGACACCAACUGCUGACAUAGAUCCACCAGAUGGCAACUAUCACCUGUAG
Molecule: messenger RNA, 1017 nt
Organism: Aegilops tauschii subsp. strangulata
Lineage: Eukaryota; Viridiplantae; Streptophyta; Magnoliopsida; Poales; Poaceae
Source: RefSeq, a predicted model, not a curated record